Molecule: messenger RNA, 504 nt
Organism: Fonsecaea pedrosoi CBS 271.37
Lineage: Eukaryota; Fungi; Ascomycota; Eurotiomycetes; Chaetothyriales; Herpotrichiellaceae
Exons: 2
Coding region: 1-504 (167 amino acids)
Source: RefSeq, a predicted model, not a curated record
AUGGCCAUGAGCACCUGUCUACGAGACAAGAACAAUCCAAAUGUCAUUGAGACAGCCUGUCGGACUAUGGAUCUGAUGCAAGAGAGAACGCAAGAGAUGGGCGGCGGUCCGCCUCCUCUGACCAGACACCUACAAUCCACGAACCUUCUGAAGAUUCGUCGACCCCAGGGUCACACCACGACGACCAUGAGCCAGGCUGUGCUCACUCAUCCUCCCCCCAGCAUCAAAACUCCUCCUACUACCCUCAAAAUGGAGAGACAGACGCAGUACGACAACGCGGUCAUCCCACAGGCCGAUGCGCUCCAUCUCGCCGGCGUCGCGGCCGGCAAGGACAUCAGCUGCGACGUUUUUCGUACCAGGCGAGUGGAAAAGGUGGUAGCUCGCCUUAAAACUAUUGAAUCGCCGCCUGAAGGACUUCUGAUCGAAAAGAAAUCGAACAUCUGGAUCCAAAUAUCUCGGACUCCAGGGGCUCGGACGCCGGCUUCACAGGGACAAAGUGCUUGA